This is a messenger RNA of Nilaparvata lugens (brown planthopper), 1016 nucleotides long. RefSeq lists its product as uncharacterized. The transcript is spliced from 2 exons. The record is from RefSeq and is a predicted model, not a curated record. NCBI's taxonomy places the organism in Eukaryota, Metazoa, Arthropoda, Insecta, Hemiptera, Delphacidae. The coding region runs from base 287 to 925 and encodes 212 amino acids.
GAUUUAUCUUUAACAUGUACCAAAAUUAUUGAUUUAUGGAUAUGAUUUUUGAACCAUAUAUGAUAAAUUCAUUCAUAAUGGACUUGAAAGCUAUUACAAGAUAGUAGAUUGACGAGGAAGAUCAUGCAUUUAUUAUUCGAACGCUUGAUUAAAUAAUACUUGAUAGUACUAGCCGGCAGACUAGCUUCGCUUGCCUUAUCCGUCUAGCCAGGUUUCCUGGAUAAACAGAUAACAGGUUGUAAAUGCUCAUACAAAUGGGAAAGUGGAUGAAUUGCCAAGUGCUAUCAUGAUGAGAACCCUUUUGGAUGUUGUUCAUCAGGAGAUCGAUAGAAAAACUCUACCCACAAUAAUCGCAAAUGAUCCUACUUUUCUUUAUUUGACGACCGGUUACAAUAUCACCGCGUUUCUGAAUGACAAGAUCACUUACAACAAAUUUCAAAUGUAUAUUACUGCUUUCAUGCAAGAUUACAAAUUCUUGGCUGACAACAGAGAGUAUAGACAACUAGUUAGUUUUGUCAGUGAUUACUGGUCGGAGAGAAAAAAUAAAGAAUUCUAUGGUCUCUCGUAUCCAGACGGUGGAUUCAAACGUGAUUAUUUGGCUGCAUACCUUGAAACAAAGAGAUCGAAAAGGCAUCUGUCUCCCGCACUCCUGGAAGUAUUGAAGACUGAUGUCAAAGUAUAUGAUGCGCUUAACCGGGUAUUGGCCAAUCGGAUUACAGUAUUGAUGAUGAACAAAGCUAAUAUAUUUGAGGAAAGAUUUUUCUUCGAGCACAUAUUCAAUUCGAUCGACGAUCUACACUUCAGUGCCAGCAUAACGAAGUACUACCAAUGGCAAAGCACCUUUAGCAAUUACAUUGAAAAUAUGAAAUCAAUAUUAGACCAGCUCAUGGUUUUGCUAGAACCAAAGCUAAAGUGCAGUGAAUGAUUGAGAGUAAUUCAAUUAGCAGCAUUAUUGUUGCUGAUGGAAGGUUAUGUUGAAUGGAAUCAAUAAUUUGGUUAGAGAAUAAAAUGUGGUU